CAGCCGCUUAAGAGGAAGCUUCUUGGAUCUGUUACGCCUAGAUAUACUGAGAGGGGCGGUGAUGGCCUAAAGCUACGCGGUGAUGGUCUAAGGCUCCGAUUUCUUAAAGGUAGUCGCCCCCACUACCCCAUUCUGUCCUGCCUGCCAUGGGACCUGCUGGGAGUCUGUGGCAGCACAUCCCGAGUGAUUCUGAAGAAACAGGGGAAGAUGAAGAUGCCUCACCCUCUGCCGAGCCUGAGACCACCCUGGAUGCCUGUAGCCAGUGGAGGAACAACGUGGGCUUCUGGUUGCUGGGACUCUGCAACAACUUUGCCUAUGUGGUAAUGCUGAGUGCUGCCCAUGAUAUUCUCAGCCAUCAGAAGGUGCCAGCAGGCAAUGGGACUGAGCCAACUCCCCCCAGCGUUCCUGCAAACGCUUCUCGUUACGACUGCAAUGCCAUCUCCACGGGGGCCGUGCUGUUGGCUGACAUUCUGCCCACCCUUCUCAUCAAAUUCAGCGCACCUUUUUGUAUCCACUUGCUCCCAUAUGGCUUGCGUGUUAUCAUCUGCGUCAUCACGGCCUGGGGCAGUUUCCUGGUGGUGGCCUUCUCCACAUGCACAGUCCAAAGCCUUGCAGGUGUCGUGCUGGCCAGUAUUUCAUCUGGCCUGGGUGAAAUAACAUUCCUUGCGCUCACGUCUUUCUUCGACAGUGCCGUGGUGUCUGCCUGGUCUUCUGGAACAGGUGGGGCUGGCCUGCUAGGGGCACUUUCAUACCUUGGACUGACAGAGGCAGGCUUGAGCCCCCAGCACACCCUCCUCCUCAUGACCAUUGUUCCGGUCAUCAUGCAGGCCAGUUACUCUUUUGUGCUGGCUCCACCCCCCGGGGCCCCUCGCUGCGGCUGGGGCAAGCGUCCACAGAAGUCUCUACGUUCUCCUUCCUCAACUCAGCAGCCGCUCCUUGAGAAUAAAGCUACACUACAAAACAAGGCACAAAGCCCUCAGCUCAGCCUGCAAGAAAAGGGGCAGGUGGUCAAGGGUCUCUUAAAAUACCUCAUCCCUUUAGCUGUUGUGUAUUUUGCUGAAUACUUCAUCAACCAGGGCCUGUUUGAACUGCUGUACUUCCAUAAAGCGCCAUUUACUCACGCGCAACAAUAUCGUUGGUACCAGAUGCUCUACCAGGCUGGGGUCUUUGUCUCUCGUUCCUCCGCCACCUGCAUACGGAUUCGGCACAUAUGGCUCCUUGCGGUGUUACAGUGCCUGAACAUGGUGUUCCUCUCGGUCGCUGUGUCCAAAAUGUUUCUACCCAGCAUCUAUAUAGUUUUCGCUCUGGUACUCUACGAGGGAUUACUGGGAGGAGCUGGUUACGUGAACACUUUCCACUGCAUCAGUGAAAAGAGCAAGCCGGAGCACCGUGAGUUUGCUAUGGGAGUUGCUUGUAUAGCUGACACGUUGGGCAUCUCGCUUUCAGGGGCUGUUGCUAUCCCUAUUCACAACCAUUUCUGUCGCCUCCCUUGAGGCCCACUUCCCAGAGGGACCAACGGAUGCCUUGACUUACCACAUGCCUGUUCCUGAAUAGUACAUUUCCCAGUAUGGAGGAGGGAAAGAUACUGGGAUGCCUGUGCUUAUGCCUCCUCCUCAGGCUGUCAAAAGAGGAGAAAGGAGGCACGCGGAAUUGAGGUGUCGGCUUUUGGCAUUAAUUUCCUCGUCUGUUUUGAUUUUGGAGAGCAUUUUAUUUUAACUGAGCCUGAAUGGGAAUCUACUUUUAUCCCAUGUUGCACAGCAGUGGGAGGACCUAAUCAGAGCACACAAUGACAGAUGGAUGGGAAAUCAUGUUCUGCAGUUUGUAGGGGGGAAACAUGUGAAUGUUGCAUAAAAUAGGUCACACAGCACAUCCUUGUGUUGGGCAGGGGAAGCAGAGGAGGAAUAUUUAGUGUGACACUCCUACGUAACCAGAAGAUACUGCAGAAAUGGGAUGUGCAGCUGCAUAAGUGCAUUAAUAACUAUAGAUAAAUACGGAAGGAGGGAACGAAGAUUGUUAGGGUGAGAUGCACGCUCAAUUCAGAAAGGGGCAAGGAUAAUAAUUUUGCACAGUAAUCAAUUUCUGUCUCAAGCUCAAUCAAUAAACCAGUCAUAUUUCAA
Messenger RNA from Podarcis muralis (Common wall lizard), 2117 nucleotides. It is a transcript of the gene CLN3, whose product is annotated as CLN3 lysosomal/endosomal transmembrane protein, battenin. The record is from RefSeq and is a predicted model, not a curated record. Gene Ontology annotation, cellular component: membrane; lysosome. Gene Ontology annotation, biological process: lysosome organization; regulation of intracellular pH. NCBI's taxonomy places the organism in Eukaryota, Metazoa, Chordata, Lepidosauria, Squamata, Lacertidae.